AUGUUUGUCUUCUUGCAACUGGAUGGAAGGCCCGAACUGCAGGGGUUGACUUUCUGUGUUUUUCUCCUAAUUUAUCUCUUCACCCUGGCUGGGAAUUAUCUCAUCAUUGUUGUCACCUUGACAAAUCGCUCCCUUCAUACUCCAAUGUAUUUCUUCCUCAGGGUCUUAUCAGUCCUGGACAUGUGCUAUUCUUCUGUCACCAUCCCUAAGAUGUUGCUGAAUGUAUUGAUAGAAGACAGCAGCAUCUCCUAUGUUGGCUGUGCCACCCAGAUGUACUUCUUGCUUUUCCUGGGGUCUGCAGAGUGUAUUCUUUUAGCAGUCAUGGCAUAUGAUCGUUACAUGGCUAUAUUCAACCCGCUGCAAUAUCUGAUUCAUAUGAAUAGGAGAGUGUGCCUUUCAUUUUCUUUGCUUUCAGUUGUUGGUGGAAAUCUAGUCUCUUUAGUGCAAACUAUUUGGGUGUUCACUUUGCCAUUCUGUGCUUCCAAUAAGAUUGAUUAUUUCUUUUGUGAUAUUCCUCCAUUGAUUAAACUUUCUUGUAUCAAUACUUCCAUGUUUGAGAUUCAGUUGUUAUCAGCCACUGUUCUGGUUAUAGUCAUUCCUUUUAUUCUUAUCCUUGUCUCCUAUAUCCUAAUAAUUUCUUCCAUUCUAGCAAAGACUUCUGAUGAGGGCAGAUGGAAAACAUUCUCCACUUGCUCUUCUCACAUCAUGGUGGUGAUAUUAUAUUAUGGGACCAGCAGCUUUAUUUACAUAAAGCCCCAAUAUAUCUUCUCAGAGGACAAGGGCAAAAUGCUUGCUCUGAUAUAUACAACCAUCACGCCCAUGUUGAAUCCUGCUAUCUAUAGCAUCAGGAACAAAGAGGUACAGAGAGCCUUGAGGAAAAUGAUGGGUAACUGGAAAAAAAAUUGCAUGGGAACCAAUGUUCACAUGAUGGCCUGA
This is a messenger RNA of Varanus komodoensis (Komodo dragon), 936 nucleotides long. Its product is annotated as olfactory receptor 10A7-like. NCBI's taxonomy places the organism in Eukaryota, Metazoa, Chordata, Lepidosauria, Squamata, Varanidae. The record is from RefSeq and is a predicted model, not a curated record. Bases 1 to 936 code for a protein of 311 amino acids. Gene Ontology annotation, molecular function: G protein-coupled receptor activity; olfactory receptor activity. Gene Ontology annotation, cellular component: membrane. Gene Ontology annotation, biological process: G protein-coupled receptor signaling pathway. The transcript has a single exon.